Balearica regulorum gibbericeps (East African grey crowned-crane) is the source of this 1016-nucleotide messenger RNA. Lineage: Eukaryota; Metazoa; Chordata; Aves; Gruiformes; Gruidae. The record is from RefSeq and is a predicted model, not a curated record.
UAUCCCUUUGAAAGAGCAGACAAAUUCAACCGUGGCAUCAGAAAACUUGGAAUAACCCCGGAUGGCCAGAGCUAUCUUGACCAGUUCAGACAACUCAUAAGUCAAAUUGGCAACGCUAUGGGCUAUGUACGAAUGAUAAGAUCCGGUGGACUUCACUGCUGUAGUAGUGCAAUUAGGUUUGUUCCUGAUCUGGAAGAUAUUGUUAACUUUGAAGAGCUGGUGAAAGAAGAAGGACUUUCAGAAGAAACACAAAAAGCAGCAAGGCAGUUGGACUCUGUCCUCAGUGACCUCACGCGCAACUUUGCAGAAGGAACGGAGUACUUCAAAAUGCUUGUGGAUGUAUUUGCUCCUGAAUUCCGCAGCCCAAAGAAUAUGCAUUUGCGGAACUUCUAUAUAAUUGUUCCCCCACUGACCCUCAAUUUUGUGGAGCAUUCAAUCAGUUGUAAGGAGAAAUUGAAUAAGAAGAAUAAAAGUGGAGCAGCUUUCACUGAUGAUGGGUUUGCCAUGGGUGUGGCUUACAUUCUGAAGCUUUUGGAUCAGUACCAAGAGUUUGAUUCUCUGCACUGGUUCCAGUCUGUUAGAGAGAAGUACGUGAAGGAAAUAAGAGCAGUAGCUAAGCAACAGAAUGUGCAGUCCACUAAUCAAGAUGAAAAACUACUGCAAACUAUGAACCUUACACACAAGAGACUGGAAGUUUGUUUACAGGAAUUUGAACUCCUUUAUUUCUCACUAAGUAGUGCAAGAAUUUUUUUCAGAGCAGAUAAAACUGCAGCAGAAGAAAACCAGGAAAAGAAAGAAAAAGAAGAAGAAUCUGUUAAAGCAAGCAAUGGAGAUCUUUCCAACUCUACACCUGCAGAUCCUGUUGUGAAAUGAUAUGGCUGGUAUGGGUGAUGAUUACUUACUCAAAUAAUUCAUGUUCUUGUCAUUAUCAGUAACUCUCUGUAGGGGUAAAAGCCCUAGAUUUAAUUUACUUACUCUGUUAAACCCAAGAGAAAAAUGUACAGUAGUAUACUAGC